UUUUUCUCCCUCCGCGGAGGCAGAGAGGAGCGUGACUGCGAGGGGGGAGCGACGCCGACAGCAGCUCCGUCCGCCGGGACCGGCUCCACACUUGCGCGCGUGCGAAACUAACUCGCGGAGGGCAGAGAUUUUCGCUCGCGCGCGGGAGAGAGAGCGCGAGAGCGUGGGGAGAGGGGGAAAAAAGGGAAAUAACAUUAACGCGCCUGUCGCCUCCUGACAUGCAGGCAGCGACACCGAACACUUGAGCUGACGUUAACCCGUUAGCAGCGAGGGGCUCGCGAGCCGCCACGAAUAGAACCAGUCUCCACGAGCCCGGCCGGACGCCCGGGAACGGACCUCGUGCUCCUCUGGCCGCGGACUCGGAUCCCCGUCGCCGCCUCGUUCGCUCAACCCGGGCUGGCUCUAACUUGUGUUUCCUGGCUCUUGACUACCCGAAGUGGAUUUUUUUGUGCUAGACUUAGCGCGGUUCGGAGGAGGAGAGAAAUGCCAACGGUGGUGACAAAGAGGAGAUUCAGUGUUAGUCUUUGAUCCUGUCAGAGUGGGACGUGUCUAGCAGGGGACUGAGGAGGGAGCAGUGCCAACUUGGAACAUGGUUCCUAAUAUUCACCUGGCAGUGCCCCUCCUGCCCAGAGGGGUGUUGCCAUUCCUCCUCCUAAUCAGCUGCGUGAUGUUCUCCUCUCAAGCCGACAGCUUGCCAAGUUUUGUCAAAUCCCCAGAGGACCAGACGGGCAUCUCUGGCGGAGUUGCGUCGUUUGUGUGCCAGGCCACUGGGGAGCCCAAACCCAGAAUCACCUGGAUGAAGAAAGGCAAGAAAGUCAGCUCCCAGCGCUUUGAGGUGAUUGAGUUUGAUGACGGCUCAGGCUCUGUGCUGCGAAUCCAGCCACUGCGCACACACAGAGAUGAAGCCAUUUACGAGUGCACAGCCACCAACAGCGCUGGAGAGAUCAACACCAGUGCCAAGCUUACAGUGCUUGAAGAGAACCAGAUCCCCCAUGGCUUUCCUACCAUCGAUAUGGGUCCACAGCUGAAGGUGGUUGAGAAGACCAGAACUGCCACCAUGCUGUGUGCUGCCAGUGGAAACCCAGACCCAGAGAUCUCCUGGUUUAAGGACAUGCUUCCUGUGGACAUCAGCAGCAGCAACGGACGCAUCAAACAGCUUCGCUCAGGUGGGACACCAAUUAGAGGAGCUCUGCAAAUUGAGAACAGCGAGGAGUCCGACCAGGGGAAAUACGAAUGCGUUGCCAUGAACAGCGCUGGAACCCGCUACUCUGCUCCUGCCAAUCUCUACGUGAGAGUGCGAAGGGUCCCUCCCAGAUUCUCCAUUCCACCCACCAACCAAGAGGUCAUGCCUGGUGGCAGCGUCAACCUGACCUGCGUGGCGGUGGGCUCCCCCAUGCCCUACGUCAAGUGGACCAUGGGCCUGGUGGACCUGACAAAGGAGGAGGAGAUGCCCAUGGGACGCAAUGUGCUGGAGGUCACCAACAUCCGGGAAUCUGCCAACUACACCUGCGUGGCCAUUUCCUCGCUGGGCAUGAUUGAAGCCACAGCCCAGGUUACUGUCAAAGCUUUGCCAAAGCCCCCCACUUCUCUCAUUGUGACUGAAACCACAGCCACCAGCGUGACGCUGACCUGGGACUCUGGCAACCCAGAACCCGUUUCCUACUACAUGAUCCAAUACAGAGCCAAGUCUUCAGACAACGGCUUCCAGGAGGUGGAGGGCGUGGCCACCACGCGUUACAGCAUCGGCGGGCUCAGCCCCUACUCAGAGUACGAGUUCCGCGUCAUGGCUGUCAACAACAUUGGCCGUGGGCCGCCCAGCGACCCGGUGGAGACGCGCACCGGCGAACAGGCGCCCUCCUCCCCGCCGCUGCACGUCCAAGCUCGCAUGCUGAGCGCCAGCACGAUGCUGGUCCAGUGGGAGCCACCCGAGGAGCCCAAUGGGCAGAUCAGGGGCUACCGGGUCUACUACAGCUCGGACCUGACGGCGCCGCUCAGCGCCUGGCAGAAGCACAACACGGACGACAGCAGCCUCACGACCAUCUCAGGCCUGACUCCUGACAUCACCUACAGCCUCAGGGUGCUGGGCUUCACCUCUGUAGGGGACGGGCCGCCUUCUGACAUCCUACAGGUCAAAACCCAACAGGGAGUCCCUGCACAGCCAUCGAGCUUCGAGGCUGAAGCCGAGCUGGACACCCGUAUCAUGCUGACAUGGCUGUGGCCUGUACAGGACCCCAUCACUAAGUAUGAGCUGCAGUACUGGGAGGCUGGCUCAGACAAUAAGAUACAUGUGACCUUCAACCCAGCCGGAUCCUAUGCUGUCGAUGGCUUAAAACCGGACACCUUGUACCGCUUCUCGCUGGCAGCUCGCUCUGAGAUGGGGCUGGGCGUCUACACACAGCCCAUAGAGGCCCGCACUGCUCAGUCCACCCCCUCCGCACCCCCCCAAGAGGUACACCUGCUCAGCCUGAGCUCCACCAGCCUCAAGGUGAGUUGGGUGGCGCCGCCCGCCGCCAGCCGCCACGGCGCCAUAGUGCGCUACACGGUCAGCUACCAGGCCCCGGCCGGGGAGGACGCGGAGCGGCACGAGAUGACGGGCAUCGGGGCCGAUGCCACCAGCUAUGUGCUGGAGGGCCUGGAAAAGUGGACUGAGUAUCAGGUGUGGGUGAGGGCGCACACUGACGUGGGCCCAGGCCCCGAGAGUUCCCCAGUGAAGAUGAGAACCAGAGAGGAUGUGCCCGGAGCCCCCCCCAGGAAACUGGAGGCUGAGGCCAUAAACUCCACCGCCAUUCGCGUCACCUGGAAGCCGCCCCUGCAGGGCAAGCAGAACGGUCAGAUUCGAGGCUACCAAGUCAUCUUCUCCCGGCUUGAGAACGGCGAGCCUCGGGGCCAGCCGAGCAUCGUGGACGUGGCUCUGCCAGAGGCGCAGUGGAAUAUUGAGGAGUCCACCGAGCAUGAGGCCAUCAUUGGUGGAUUGCAGUCUGAAACCACCUACUCUGUCACCGUAGCAGCAUACACCACCAAGGGAGACGGAGCUCGCAGCAAGGCCAAAGUCAUCACCACCACGGGAGCAGUGCCUGGCAAACCCACCAUGAUGAUCAGCACCACCAUGGGCAAUACAGCUCUGAUCCAGUGGCAGCCACCUAAAGACAUGGUGGGGGAGCUGAUGGGCUACCAGCUGCAGUACAAGCGGACCGACGAGGACGCCUUCAAUUCACGUGAGCUGAGGAAGACGGACGACCACUUCACCGUCACCGGGCUGCACAAAGGCGCCACCUACGUCUUCCGCCUCAGCGCUCGUAACCGCGCAGGCAUCGGCGAGGCCUACGUCAAGGAGAUCAGCACCCCAGAGGAUGUGCCCUCGGGCUUCCCGCUGAACCUGCAAGUGACGGGUUUGACCCAGUCCAGCACCCAGCUGACCUGGGAGCCCCCGCUGCUGGCGGAGAGGAAUGGCAAAAUCACCUACUACGUGGUGGUGUAUAGGGACAUCAACAGUCAGCAGAACAGCACCAACCGCACAAGCGACACCCACAUGACCAUCCACGGCCUUAAUCCUGACACCACCUACGACAUACGGGUGCAGGCCUUCACCAGCAAGGGAGGGGGACCCCUCAGCCCCAGCAUUCAGAGCAGGACCAUGUCCAAUGAUUUUCCCACCCUGAACUUUGGUGUCAAGGCUGUCAUGAAAACAUCAGUUCUGCUCACCUGGGAUUUGCCUCCAAAUUACAAGUCCCAAGUACCUUUCAAGAUUCUGUACAACCAACAAAGCGUGGAGGUGCAGGGAAACCUGAAGAGAAAGCUGAUCACCCAGCUGCAGCCAGACACAGAAUACUCUUUUGUCCUGACGAGCAGAGGCAACAUUGCUGGAGGUCUGCAGCAGCAGGUGUCCAUCCGCACUGCCCCCGACCUGAUCCAGACCAAGCCCACCAAACAUCAGGCACAGGGCGACAAGCUGACCAUUAAACUGCCCAAUGUCCAGACGAGCACACGUGUCAGGUGGUACUACAUCGUGGUGGUGCCGGUGUCCCCGUCAACGCGGCGGUGGAAGAAUCCAGACGAAAUGGAUUUGGACGAGUUGCUCAAGUCAAGCGAAGGCCCCGUCUUGAGGCGCAAGCGUCAUCUGGAUUCCUCCAAGCCUUACAUAGCUGCCAAACUGGCUGCACUGCCAGCAAGCUUCACCCUGGGAGACGAGAAGAGGUACAACGGCUUCUACAACAGGCCCCUGACCAGUCAGCAGGAGUAUCUCUGCUUCGUUCUGGCCGUGCUCCGGAAUGAAGGCGCAGACAGCACCUCUAACUAUAUGACCUUCUCAGCCAGCCCUUACUCGGAUCCAAUCCCAGGACCAGAACCUAUUUCUCAGGAGAAACCUGAAAUGUUGUGGGUCAUGGGCCCGGUGUUGGCCGUGGUCCUCAUCAUCAUCAUCGUCAUCGCCAUCCUGCUGUUCAAGAAGAAACGGGCCUCGCCCCUGCCCAAGGACGAGCACUCCGGUGGGGUCAAAGACUCUCUGCUGGCCAACUCCUCCGACCCGGUGGAGAUGAGACGACUCAACUACCAGACGCCAGGUCCCAGCUCUCAUCGCUGCCCCAACACUCCAAGAAUGAGGGAGCACCCGCCCAUUCCUGUCAUUGAACUAGCCGACCACAUAGAGCGCCUGAAGGCUAAUGACGGCCUCCGCUUUUCCCAAGAGUAUGAGUCUAUUGAUCCAGGCCAGCAGUUUACCUGGGAGAACUCCAACAUGGAAGUAAACAAGCCAAAGAACCGCUAUGCAAACGUCAUCGCCUAUGACCACUCCAGAGUAGUGCUCACCUCUGUUGAUGCUGUUCCAGGAAGUGACUACAUCAAUGCCAACUACAUUGAUGGCUACAGGAAGCAGAACGCAUACAUCGCCACACAGGGGCCACUGCCAGAGACCCUGAGCGACUUCUGGAGGAUGGUGUGGGAGCAACGGUCCAACACCAUUGUCAUGAUGACCAGACUGGAGGAGAAAUCCCGGGUGAAGUGUGACCAGUACUGGCCUUCACGAGGAACAGACACCUACGGCAUGAUCCAGGUCACCAUGCUGGACACGGUGGAGCUGGCCACGUACAGCGUCCGUACGUUCGCCCUCUACAAGAAUGGGUCCAGUGAGAAAAGAGAGGUGCGCCAGUUCCAGUUCAUGGCUUGGCCGGACCACGGGGUGCCAGAGUACCCCACCCCCAUCCUGGCCUUCCUCCGGCGGGUGAAGGCCUGCAAUCCUCCUGACGCAGGGCCUAUGGUUGUGCACUGCAGCGCGGGCGUGGGCAGGACUGGCUGCUUCAUUGUGAUCGAUGCCAUGCUGGAGCGCAUGAAACACGAGAAGUCGGUGGACAUCUACGGCCACGUGACGUGCAUGCGUGCCCAGAGGAACUACAUGGUGCAGACCGAGGACCAGUACAUCUUCAUCCACGAGGCCCUGCUGGAGGCCGCCACCUGCGGCAACACCGAGGUGCCGGCCCGCAACCUGUACGCCCACAUCCAGAAGCUGACCCAGCCCCCGCCCGGCGAGACGGUCACUGCCAUGGAGCUGGAGUUCAAGAGACUGGCCAACUCCAAAGCCCACACGUCGCGCUUCAUCAGCGCCAACCUGCCCUGCAACAAGUUCAAGAACCGCCUGGUCAACAUCAUGCCUUUCGAGUCCACCCGCGUCUGCCUGCAGCCCAUUCGUGGCGUCGAGGGCUCUGACUACAUCAACGCCAGCUGCAUUGACGGCUACAGACAGCAGAAGGCCUACCUGGCUACACAGGGCCCACUGGCUGAGACCACCGAGGACUUCUGGAGGAUGCUGUGGGAACACAACUCCACCAUCGUUGUCAUGCUCACCAAGCUACGAGAGAUGGGACGGGAGAAGUGCCAUCAGUACUGGCCAGCGGAGCGUUCAGCCAGGUACCAGUACUUUGUGGUCGAUCCAAUGGCUGAAUACAACAUGCCCCAGUACAUCCUCCGAGAGUUCAAAGUCACAGAUGCCAGGGACGGCCAGUCCAGAACAAUCCGCCAAUUCCAGUUCACUGACUGGCCCGAGCAAGGAGUGCCAAAAACCGGGGAAGGCUUCAUUGACUUCAUUGGACAAGUGCACAAAACCAAGGAGCAGUUUGGACAAGACGGACCAAUCACUGUGCACUGCAGUGCCGGGGUGGGCAGGACCGGCGUCUUCAUCACCCUCAGCAUCGUGCUGGAGAGGAUGAGGUACGAGGGCGUAGUCGACCUCUUCCAGACCGUGAAGACGCUUCGCACCCAGCGGCCUGCCAUGGUGCAGACCGAGGACCAGUACCAGUUAUGCUACAGGGCAGCGUUGGAGUACCUGGGAAGCUUUGACCACUAUGCAACGUAACCACUCCCACGAAGCCGCCUCCCUGGUCAGACCUCUCAGGAGGGUGCCACGAGUCCCAUCUCAGCCACCAUCCACUCACUUGACCCCCCCCCC
Betta splendens (Siamese fighting fish) is the source of this 6436-nucleotide messenger RNA. RefSeq names its product receptor-type tyrosine-protein phosphatase F. The record is from RefSeq and is a predicted model, not a curated record. Gene Ontology annotation, biological process: protein dephosphorylation. Gene Ontology annotation, molecular function: protein binding; protein tyrosine phosphatase activity. NCBI's taxonomy places the organism in Eukaryota, Metazoa, Chordata, Actinopteri, Anabantiformes, Osphronemidae. The transcript is spliced from 35 exons. The coding region runs from base 590 to 6343 and encodes 1917 amino acids.